AUGGUAGAGUACCACAAGCGCUUCAUUGAGCUCGCCCGUUUUGCUCGGACGUUGGUUCCCACCGAGUUGGCAAAGUUCGAGAAGUUUGUGGUGGGGCUCAACUACGAAGCCCGGAAGGCGUUAACUGUGAGCAAGCCAAGGACGCUGAACGAAGCCUAUCUGAGCGCAACUGAUUUGCAUCGAGUGCAACAACUUCAGCGAGGGUCUUUUGAGUUCACCAAGAAGAGAAGUGAAGGAAGUGGGUCCCACAGUUACAAGAAGCCGAGACAAUAUUUUAGAGCCAGACCCGCACCUCCCCCGCCUCAAGGAUCGACUCGGGUCGAAGGUGGAGAAAAAGAGAGGCCUUUCGGAUGCAAGAGAUGUGGGAAGGACCACGUUGGGAAGGAUUUCCAAGGGAACGCACUUCGGUGUUUCAAGUGCGGGGAAAGGAGUCACAAGGCUUUCGAGUGCCCUCUCCAAGCUAAUCAAAGAGCCUUGCCAUCCAAUGCGAGACCUAGUGGACCUUCGGGAGGGAGUUCCUGGCGAGGUGUGACAGGGACAAGGCCUCCGGGUAGAGUGUUCGUAAUGGGUCGGUCGUAG
Messenger RNA from Ipomoea nil (Japanese morning glory), 579 nucleotides. RefSeq lists its product as uncharacterized. Gene Ontology annotation, molecular function: nucleic acid binding; zinc ion binding. The transcript has a single exon. The record is from RefSeq and is a predicted model, not a curated record. Lineage: Eukaryota; Viridiplantae; Streptophyta; Magnoliopsida; Solanales; Convolvulaceae. Bases 1 to 579 code for a protein of 192 amino acids.